UGCAGAUAAGAUCGAGACCCCCACAGAUAAGAGAUGUCUGAGAUCAGUAGUUCUGAGAACUAGAAGCGACUCGAGUAGUGUUAUCUGUACUCCGGUUUAGCGAGGGAGCAGCGACCUCUGGUGGAGGACCUGGGGUAACCUCCGACUGAUCUCUGCUUUAACUGUCGUCUCCCCCGGUUGGUGAAGAUGCCGGGGGGCGUGGACAUCCGUAACCUGGUGGGGAGCGUCAUCAACGCCGUCAAGAGUUCGGCCAACAGGGUGUGUGCAGCCUCUUGCGACGGCCUGGUGCUCAGGAUGCACUACCGCUGGACCUUCUGCGUCCUGCUUGGGGGCUUCUUCACCACCUGGUACUCCUGGUAUCACCGUGACGUCAUUAGCUGCGUCUCGCACUUCAACGCGGAGACCCAAGUGCGUCUAGAUUACAUCAACAUCUGCCUCUCCUACCCCUACGUCGAGGACGACGGGGUCAGGCGCUACUUGCUCUUCUACCGCUGGAUAUCCUGGUCGUUCCUGUUCCUUGCUGCGGUCUACUACAUCCCGCGGAAGAUGUCUAAGAGCUUUGAUAACAGCAGGUGCAAGAAACUGUUGGAGGACCUGGCAGCGAACGCUCACCAAUACGAGAGGGUCGAAGCCCAGCUGGUGGAAAAGGCGGCCCAUUACAUGCUUGUCAACCUUAGGACCCACGACGGUCUUUAUUGGAAGUACCUUUGUGUCAACGUCGUCGCGCUCUUAGUCGAUGUCUUUGCCUUGCAAUUCUUAGACUUCAUCUUGCAGGGACGGUUCAUUCAGUACGGCAUCAAGUCGUAUCCAUUCGAUCGCGACCCGCAAACAUUCUCCGACUACAUGUCACAAACCUUUCCCCCGUUUGCCUCCUGCGAGCUCUCCUCCGAGAACCAACUGGUCAAUAGACGAACCGAAAAGUUUGGGUGUCACCUAACCAUCAUGGAGUUGUACGAGAAGGUGUUCUUAGCCCUGUGGGUGUGGCUGAUUGUGCUCUGCUUGGUCACGUGUUGCUACAUAAUCUUUCUCUUCCUGAUGUGGUUGCCAUGGGUGCGGGUGCUGCUCAUCCGUAUUGCCAGACCCAUCCACGGCACCGACAAGGUCCGGAAGAUUAGCCAAGACGUCGUCAGCAACUGUAAGAUCGGAGACAUUUACCUUCUUUACCGGCUGAAACAGCACCUCAGUCACGUUAUGUUCUACGAACUGACUGUGCGCCUGUCUAACCCCAGCCUGUACGAUAGGACGCAGAACCACAAACCAGAGGCCCGACCGGAAAACAAUGAGAAAAUGCCGUCGGGCGACCUGGCGACCACCACCGCGAGGAAUCGACGGUCUAACGUAACACUGGAUCCCAAGGUGGAUCCCCAGUAUCUGUACCAGCUCCUGGGAAGCCCAGAAUUCCUGGGUAAGCCUCCGAAUCAGAACAGUACACCAACCAAGAAAAAUACGAGCAUUCUCAUGGAGUAACUGUCCGAGGAGUAUCUCGGGGCACUCAGUGAAAAAUAUAUAUAUAUAUGUCGUACCUAGUAGCCAGAACUCACUUCUCAGCCUACUAUUCAAGGCCCGAUUUGCCUAAUAAGCCAAGU
Messenger RNA from Procambarus clarkii (red swamp crayfish), 1586 nucleotides. Its product is annotated as innexin inx2. NCBI's taxonomy places the organism in Eukaryota, Metazoa, Arthropoda, Malacostraca, Decapoda, Cambaridae. The record is from RefSeq and is a predicted model, not a curated record. Gene Ontology annotation, cellular component: plasma membrane; gap junction. Gene Ontology annotation, molecular function: gap junction channel activity.